Molecule: messenger RNA, 1808 nt
Organism: Drosophila elegans
Lineage: Eukaryota; Metazoa; Arthropoda; Insecta; Diptera; Drosophilidae
Product: probable protein phosphatase 2C T23F11.1
Exons: 4
Coding region: 225-1388 (387 amino acids)
Biological process (GO): protein dephosphorylation
Molecular function (GO): protein serine/threonine phosphatase activity; cation binding
Source: RefSeq, a predicted model, not a curated record
AACUACACAUCCACGUUCACACUGCUGAGCACAACCAAAUACAAAAUAAAAAAAACACGCGCAGUUUUUAAUAAUUUUUUAACGGGACAGUUUUUUUUGUUUGAUGCGGAGUCGGUUGAUUUUGGCGAGCAAGAAAACACGCCAGAAAAGCGACGUAAAUCGAUAACACAACAACCUCAUCCUCCCGAAAACUGCACCCACUCUACACACACCACACACAAAUAAUGGGUCAAACGCUAUCGGAACCGGUGACCGCCAAGGAGUCCUCCUACUGCCAGAAUGCCGCCUUCCGCGUGGGCUCCAGCUGUAUGCAGGGAUGGCGCAUCAACAUGGAGGACUCGCACACCCACAUCCUCUCGCUGCCCGACGAUCCCGGAGCGGCCUUCUUCGCCGUAUACGAUGGCCAUGGAGGCGCCACGGUGGCCCAGUAUGCCGGCAAGCAUCUGCACAAGUUUGUGCUCAAGAGACCGGAGUACGGCGUCAAUAUCGAGGAGGCACUGCAGCAGGGCUUUCUUGACAUAGACUACGAGAUGUUAAACAAGGAGUCAUGGGGCGACCAGAUGGCCGGCUCCACGGCCGUGGUGGUUUUGGUCAAAGACAACAAGCUGUAUUGCGCGAAUGCCGGAGACUCGCGGGCCAUUGCCUGCGUGAAUGGCCAACUGGAGAUCCUGUCGCUGGACCACAAGCCCAACAAUGAGGCGGAGUCCAAGCGGAUCAUCGAGGGCGGCGGCUGGGUGGAGUUCAAUCGGGUCAACGGGAAUCUGGCCCUCUCCCGGGCACUCGGCGACUUUGUCUUCAAGCGGGCGAACAAAAAGCCGGAAGAUCAGAUCGUCACAGCCUACCCGGACGUGGAGACGCGCAAAAUCAUGGAGGACUGGGAAUUCAUCGUGCUGGCCUGCGAUGGCAUUUGGGAUGUGAUGAGCAAUGCGGAAGUGCUCGAGUUCUGUCGCACGCGCAUCGGCAUGGGCAUGCAUCCGGAGGAGAUCUGCGAGGAGCUGAUGAACCACUGCCUGGCGCCCGACUGCCAAAUGGGCGGCCUCGGCGGCGACAAUAUGACCGUGGUGCUGGUCUGCCUGCUCCACGACCGUCCCUACAGCGAUCUGAUAGCCCGGUGCCGGAAUAGCAACCAGGUGACCAGUGAUCAGGUGGCCAAUGCCAAGGAUGAAGAAUCACAUGCUGCCGCCGAGGCGGAAACAGAAACCGAAACCGAUACGGAGACGGAAAUGCAAUCCAAACCCUGCCAGCAGAAGCAAUCCAACAGCAAUCCCAAUCCGGGACAAGCCACGCCCACACAACCACCCACGGACAACGACGAGAUGAAGCUGGAGAAGGAGUCACAGGAUGCGCUGCUGGCAGCGGCCGAAAUGCAGCUGAACUAUAUCUACUAGUAGUGCGCCUUACGAUUAAUAAUUAGGGUUACUCCACAAUACCGCUUAGGUCAAACUCUUUAUACUUAACAACGCAAGUGUUCUUGGUUAAGUUUUAUAUAAACAACACAACACAACUCAAUACACCACACAGUCCUUACCAAAAUGUUUGCUCCGAUUAAUAAUUAAUUAUAUAAUUUGUUUUAAUUGUAACCCCCACGAUGCGUGUAUAUACAUAUAUGCCUUGUCUAACUAUAUAUAUUGUAUGAUUUAACUAUGUUUUGUGAUGCCCAAGCAAAAUGGAUAAAAAAAAUUGUAUUACUCGUUUAGUAUUUAUGUACCCAAAUAUACUUCUCAAAGUUGUUUGGAAUUGAUCUUUAAGAGAUGAGUGAAGAGUUUCAAAAUUAAAAAUAAAGAAAAUGUUUUGUAGUGCCCAAGAAA